Messenger RNA from Vanessa atalanta (red admiral), 1217 nucleotides. RefSeq names its product signal peptidase complex subunit 3 (gene Spase22-23). Lineage: Eukaryota; Metazoa; Arthropoda; Insecta; Lepidoptera; Nymphalidae. Gene Ontology annotation, biological process: protein targeting to ER. The transcript has 8 exons. Gene Ontology annotation, cellular component: membrane; signal peptidase complex. The coding region runs from base 141 to 1136 and encodes 331 amino acids. The record is from RefSeq and is a predicted model, not a curated record.
AGAAGUUUUUACUUUUAAAUUGAUAAGUAACAAAACAGAGAUAGGAAGUCUAUUUGUACGAAAUCGAAAGAAAACAUAUAUUUUAUUUAAUUUAAAUGAUUAUUGUGUAACAAAGACAAACAGUUCAAUGCUCACGCAUCAUGUUUAAAAGUUUAAUAAUAACAAUUGUUCUGACAGCCUUCUGUAAAACUGUAAUAGCGAACACCGACCGCAGGAACAGUUCGCGCUGUUUCCAGUUUACAUGGCUUGGACCACGUUACACCAAUGAAUCCAUAUUCCUAAACGCAACAUGUGAUACAGCAACAAAACUUUAUGAUAAAGUACCCUGUCAGCUCCCACUCGUGGUAUCAUAUGACGGAACUUGGCCGGAUGUCGAGUACAUUUGGACUCAUUAUUCCGCACAAGCGUCAUGUACGCUAGAAAAUAAUGAUGUAUGUGCAAAAUAUACUUACUAUUUCAACGGUCAAGCGGAAAAUUCAACAUACAUGUGUACUAGAGCUGUAGAUGCUAAUAAUACCGCAAUAACCAGUGGUUGUUAUGAAGAAGUCAAAGGGAGCUUUGCGACAAAAAUUACAGAUGGUAAAAUUUUUAAUAAAAUGUAUUCUGUUUUAACAAGAGUAAAUGCUAUAUUAACAUACACUCUCAGUGUUUUAGCAUGUUUAACAUUCCUGUGUUUUCUUUCCACAUUAACAGUGGAUUAUAGAACUACAGCUCAGAUGAAUACGGUUAAAGUGGUCGUAAAGAAUGUUCCAGACUAUGGUGCCUCUAGGGAAAGAAAUGAUCUUGGCUAUUUAACAUUUGAUCUCAAGACAGAUUUGUCCAACCUCUUCAACUGGAAUGUAAAACAAUUGUUCCUGUAUCUCACUGCAGAGUAUGUCACACCAAACAAUGAGCUGAACCAGGUUGUUUUAUGGGAUAAAAUAAUAUUGAGAGGGGAGAAUGCUGUCCUAGAUUUUAAAAAUAUGAACACAAAAUACUAUUUCUGGGAUGAUGGAAAUGGUUUAAAAGGUCACAACAAUGUUACACUGACACUGUCUUGGAAUAUAAUCCCCAAUGCAGGCUUGCUGCCUAAUAUUCAAGCCCUUGGUCAACAUUCUUUUAAGUUUCCUGUUGAAUAUACUCAGACAAGAGUAUGAUUUACGGAAGAUAUAAAAAUGUGUAGGUGAACUUGUGAAAUGUGUGUUAUUUGAUAAGACAGAAUAUACAAUUUAUUUAAA